AUGGGUAAGCGGAAAAAACCGGCCCGCAGCCCAAAGCACGGUCAUCGGAAAUCGACCAAUGCCACAAUCAGCACAAUAAAAUCUGCAGAUGUUACGGCCAGCACGCCGGGGCAACCAGCGAAGAAAGUUCGAGAGGAUGAUGAAACGUCAAUACUCUCCGCCAACCAUUACAGUAUUCUGAGUGAAAAUAAUACAGCAGUAAAUGUCAGCGAUCUCAACGGCUUCGGGCAGGAGCAAGAGGAAGAGUAUCCCCAAAACACCGUCGCCGUCAAAUUACCCCCGCUAAUCGUCAAAUCGAUUCCGCUCGAAAAACUACAGCAGGAUCUCCAUUCGAAAGGUGUCACGGCUCAGUUCAAGCUCACCAGAAUCGGCAUCAAGGUGAUGCUGCAAACUAAGGACGAAUUUACCAAAACUAAAGCACAUCUAAAAGAACAAAACGCGCAGUUUUUCACCCAUGACAUGCCGUCGGAGAAGCCAUUCAAGGCUGUCGUAAGAGGCCUACCGGUAAUGCGCCCAGAAGACAUCAAAGCCGAGCUAAUGGAACGGUAUAAGCUUCAACCGUUGGCAGUGUACGUCAUUGCUAGGAAGCAGCCUGGAAAUCACGUGUACAGAGACUGCCUGUACCUCGUACACUUUCGAAAGGGAACAGUGACACUAGGAGCCUUGAAAGCAAUGAAAAUCAUCGGGAACGUCGUUAUUUCGUGGGAACCUUAUCGUGGUAUCCACAAAGAUGUCACGCAGUGUAUGAAGUGUCUUCACUUCGGACAUGGCACACGCAACUGCCACCUGGCCGCUAGAUGCAACUAUUGUGCAG
Messenger RNA from Topomyia yanbarensis, 814 nucleotides. RefSeq lists its product as uncharacterized. The annotation marks the transcript as partial. The record is from RefSeq and is a predicted model, not a curated record. The transcript has a single exon. Lineage: Eukaryota; Metazoa; Arthropoda; Insecta; Diptera; Culicidae.